Larimichthys crocea (large yellow croaker) is the source of this 2847-nucleotide messenger RNA. RefSeq names its product calcium/calmodulin-dependent protein kinase IGa (gene camk1ga). NCBI's taxonomy places the organism in Eukaryota, Metazoa, Chordata, Actinopteri, Sciaenidae. Bases 465 to 1730 code for a protein of 421 amino acids. The record is from RefSeq and is a predicted model, not a curated record. Gene Ontology annotation, molecular function: protein kinase activity; ATP binding. Gene Ontology annotation, biological process: protein phosphorylation. The transcript is spliced from 13 exons.
UUUCUGUUUUUUGACAGACAGUCUUGUUUCACUGGAUGUAAACCUUCAUGGGUCAGGGCAGUACUCUGUUUGACCUGAAGGGAACUGUAAUAAGUAUCAUUGGAAAUAACUGUGUUUACCCUUCUAUUUCAUGUCAAAAUGUCUGCUGUGGUUCUAUUGUUGACUAUUUUUCAUCUGCAGUCCCUGAACAGAGGUUCACCCUGCCGCCACCUUGCUAUCUUUGUAUGUCCAGACAGAAAGAUAUUACUGAUGAUACGUGAAGGCAUGGAGCGGUUUCCGACAGUCUUUGAAUGCAGCACGUCGUCUGAUUGACUGCUGAGAGCGACGAGGUGAAUGGACGAGGCUCCGCCCACGGCUCGCGCACAGGGGCAGCCGACCUGAACACUGUCACAGGUCCAUCACAGGUACCUCCACGAGCACCUCUGCACCGCUCCUCAGGAGUCUACGGCAACGUCAGAGCCAAAAUGGGGCGGAAAGAGAUCAUCUGCAGCUGGAAGAAAAACACCAGUAACAUCAAGGAAGUGUUUGACUUCCACGGGAAAAUGGGAUCGGGGUCUUUUUCUGAGGUUUUUAUGGUGAGAGAGAAGAGCAGUGGAAAACUUUACGCCCUGAAAUGUCUGAAGAAAAAACACCUAGCUCACAGCAACCUGGAAAAUGAAAUCAAUGUAUUGAAAAGGAUAAAGCACGAGAACGUGGUGGGACUGGAGGAUUUCUACGAGAGUCGAACACAUUAUUAUCUGGUCAUGCAACUGGUGUCAGGCGGGGAGCUGUUUGAUCGCAUUUUAGACAAGGGGGUUUACACUGAGAGGGAUGCCAGCAUAGUGAUCAAACAGGUGCUGCAGGCUGUCAGCUACCUGCAUGAAAACAGCAUCGUACACAGGGAUCUUAAGCCCGAGAACUUGCUGUACUAUAACACAGAUGAGAAUGCUAAGAUCAUGGUCAGUGACUUUGGUCUGUCCAAGACGGUGGAGCACGGUGUGAUGUCUACAGCCUGUGGGACACCAGGAUAUGUUGCCCCUGAGGUUUUGGCCCAGAAGCCCUACAGCAAAGCAGUGGACUGCUGGUCUAUUGGAGUUAUCACUUACAUCCUGCUCUGUGGCUACCCUCCAUUCUUUGAAGAGAAUGAGACUCGUCUCUUUUCAAAGAUCAUGAGAGCUGAGUACGCCUUUCAUUCCCCCUUCUGGGACGACAUCUCUGAGUCAGCCAAAGACUUCAUCAGGAAUAUGAUGGAGAAAAACCCCACAAAGCGCUUCCUCACCGAACAGGCCCUCAGACACCCCUGGAUUGCUGGAAACACAGCUAAAGACGUUGACAUUUGUCAGUCUGUCUGUGAACAGAUGGAGAGAAGCUUUGCCAAAUCCAAAUGGAAGCAAGCCUUCACUGCAGCCACAGUAGUCAACCACAUGAAGAAACUGCAGUUAUCCCAGAGUGAGCUCUCCCCCAAGACCCACUCCAUGCCCCACAUCAUAGUACACUCCUCUGAGGAUGACCAUGAGAUGCUGGGACCCUGCCACAAUGAGGCUGAUGCCCUCGACCCUAAUGGGAAUCCUGUUCAUGCUGCCAGUCAUAUAUCCUGCAGUACUCCUGAGUCAGGCCUAGGUGUCGAGACAAGAGGCGUCAGUAACUACCGUUCAGAGAUCGACGCACCUUUCAGGCCAUCCAAGAGUCUGGAUGCUGUGGCUCAGAGGAACGAUCAGCCGAUUCAGUCCGGAGUGUGCUCUGUCAUGUGAUUGGCUGGCUAACCUGAGAUAAAUCUCAUGCAGUUUUCCCUCUUGAGUUGAUGCCACUCUUCAACUCUUCAUGUCUGUUGUGGUUCUCUGCUGCGGAAAACAGGUUCCAUGGACAGACACAUGCAGUAUCUACACUGUAAAAAAUACUUGGUCACAUGGAAUGACAAAUAUGCGUAUAUAUGCAUAUAUACAUACUGUAUAGCAGAUGUAUGCAGUAAACACCACAUUAAAACAGACACAAGCAGGAAUUCAGAAGUUCCUGCUGCUACACUAUUUAUUCUCUCAAAAUUAUUAUUAUAUAUUGUAUAUGACUUUCAAAGUGUUACCGUCCAUUUAAAAAAGAAUAUAUUUGUUUUGAAUAGAUUUAGCCGACCUAUGCAAUGUGAAAACAAAUUAAUUAUUAAUGAGUUGUUUUGAGACUGACAUGACUGUACUUUUCUAACGGCUUCUAAGUUUUUUAAAGCUGAUAAGCUUUUUCAGAUUCAUGUCAUUUUUCUUUAUUAAGAUAUUUCAUAGUCACCGUCGGACACUAUACAAAAUCUGGGAACGUACCUUUGGCUGUAGUGUUUGGACUGUUUUGAACAUUGCGGGCAGAUCUGUGGACGUGUAUUAUUAUUUUUCCAUUUCCGUUUAUUUAUUCAGAAUUCCACAAAGAUGGUGGAUGGAAACUUCUUUUCUUCAUGAGAUUAAACUUCAUUUCAAGGUGGAGUCACUGACACACAGCAGUGUUUGCUGUGUUUUCUGUGAUGUGCACAUAAGCUGCUCUUUUGUUAAUCAACUAAACUCAUUAAGUGCCACAAGCUGAUGUAAAAAUGCUGUCAAUACUAGUGAUGUCAUGGAUGAUUCUGAACUCACAAAUGUAGUGACUGACAUGUUUUGGGUUUUUUUGUAUUAUUUUCUCAAUAAAUGUGUAGUAACUAGUCUCUCUGCCUCUUAUUCUUGUGUUGGAUACAUAGCUGCAUCUUGGUUUGAAGUAUAUUUUUAUUUAAAUACUGUGCACAAACAGCAGAUACAAAACAGACAAAUAAAUAAUAAAACAUUCAACCUUUCUACAGCAGUUCUGACUAAUACAAUAAUUGUGGUGCAAUGUUCACAGUGGGGCUGCUGAAAAUGAUAA